Podarcis raffonei (Aeolian wall lizard) is the source of this 1803-nucleotide messenger RNA. RefSeq names its product vomeronasal type-2 receptor 26-like. Gene Ontology annotation, biological process: G protein-coupled receptor signaling pathway. The record is from RefSeq and is a predicted model, not a curated record. Gene Ontology annotation, cellular component: membrane. The transcript has 5 exons. NCBI's taxonomy places the organism in Eukaryota, Metazoa, Chordata, Lepidosauria, Squamata, Lacertidae. Gene Ontology annotation, molecular function: G protein-coupled receptor activity. The coding region runs from base 1 to 1803 and encodes 600 amino acids.
AUGUGGAGGCAAGAGAAUAAGUGUGGAGAAGGAAUUCUGUCAUGGAAGAUAGUGGCAUUUACCGUUGUCAUUUUGCCUCUGGUGGCACUGAAGACGCAUGACAUCAAAUGCAAAGUCAGCAACUCUCUUCCUAUUCUUCACAAGUUUUACCAGCCUGGAGACUUCAUCAUUGCCAGCAUUAUAGCUCAGAUAUAUAGAUUUUACAUGCCACUAAGUUUCGCAAAGCGCCCUGCUAAUGACAUCUUUGAAGACACGGUAGUGAUGACCCAGAUCUACCAGCAUAUCCUGGCCUUGAUAUUUGCUGUCAAGGAGAUCAAUGAAAACCCCCAGAUUUUACCUAAUGUCACCCUUGGUUUCCAUAUCUAUAAUAGCUAUUUCACUGCAAAAUGGACCUAUCAUGCCUCACUGGAACUCUUCUCUAGACUGGGCAAAUCAGCCCCCAACUACAAAUGUGAUAUUCAGAACAAUCCAGGAGCAGUCAUUGGGGGACCUGUCUCUGAAGUCUGUCUCUACAUGGCAGAUAUUCUGUCCAUUUAUAAGAUUCCACAGCUCAACCACUUUGUUAAAAGCAUCUCAUUUAAUAAUAGUGAUGGGGGGAAAGUUUCCUUCAACCAAAAUGGAGAGUUAGAGUCUGGAUUUGAUAUUAUAAACUGGGUUACAUUUCCAAACCAGUCCUUUCGGAGAGUGAAAGUUGGAAAAAUCGACCCCAUGGCUCCCCAAGAAGAAGCAUUCAGCAUUUGUGAAGAAGCCAUUGUGUGGCCCAGCAGUUUUAACCAGGCACAGCCCCUUUCUCUUUGCAGUGCCAAUUGUCCUUUGGGUUAUCAAAAAACAAAGAAGGAAGGGAAACCAUUUUGCUGCUAUGAUUGCAUUAUAUGUCCGGAAGGGAAGAUUUCCAACCAGACAGACAUGGAUGAAUGCUUUCAGUGCCCACCAGAUCAUUACCCAAAUGUGGAAAAGGAUUCUUGCCUGCCAAAGAACAUACAAUUCUUGUCUUAUGGGGAACCACUGGGGAUCUCUUUGGCCUGUUUUGCCCUCUCUUUUGCUUUCAUCACAGGGUUGCUGCUUUGGAUUUUCAUUAGGCACCGGGACACUCCCAUAGUCAAAGCCAACAACCGCAACCUCUCCUACACUCUCCUCACCUCCCUCUUGUUCUCCUUCCUUUGUGCUCUUCUAUUCAUUGGUCGACCUGAGAAAGUGACGUGUCUCCUUCGACAAACAGCUUUUGGCAUCAUCUUUUCAGUGGCCGUUUCUUGUGUUUUGGCCAAGACAAUCAUUGUGGUCCUUGCUUUCAUGGUCACCAAACCAGGGUCCAGCAUGAGGAAAUGGGUGGGGAAACAACAGGCCAUUUCCAUUGUUCUUUCCUGCUCAAUGAUUCAAGCUGCUCUUUGUACUGUGUGGCUGGCAACUUCUCCCCCAUUCCCAGAUUUAGACAUGCACUCAAUGAAUAAAGAAAUUGUUCUGCAAUGUAAUGAAGGGUCUGUCACCAUGUUCUACUGUGUCUUGGGGUUUAUGGGCUUGCUGGCCAUUGUCAGCUUCUCUGUAGCCUUCCCAGCCAGGAAGUUACCCGACAGCUUUAAUGAAGCCAAGUUUAUCACCUUCAGCAUGCUGGUAUUUUGCAGUGUGUGGUUGUCCUUUGUUCCAACUUACUUAAGCACAAAAGGAAAAUAUAUGGUGGCUGUGGAGAUCUUCUCCAUCUUGGCCUCCAGUGCUGGUUUACUAGGCUGUAUAUUUUCACCAAAAUGUUAUAUUAUUGUGAUGAAGCCUGAAUUGAAUAGCAAGGAGCAACUCAGAAGGAAGACUUGA